AUGACGGCCGUCCCCAAACGGCGCCUCACAGCGCUGUCCAAGCAACUUGUGGAAGGAAUACCUUCUGAGGGCACAUUUGAGGAGAUUCCUCGUAUCAGACACGUCGCAGAAAGCUCAGCAGGACCAAGAGUCAAGGGGAAGGUUGUUAUAGUUACUGGAUGCAACUCUCCCAUCGGCAUUGGUCGAGCGUCUGCGCACCAAUACGCUCAGAAUGGCGCCAAAGCGGUCUACAUUUGCGAUUAUGAUGACAAGUAUUUGGAAAUGCAUAAGCGGGAAAUGGCCUCCUUGUAUCCCGAAUGCGAGGUCCAUUGCGUGAAAAUGGACGUCGGGGAGGAAUCUCAAGUGAAAGCCGUGGUGGAUCAAUGCAUGGCCAGAUACGGCAGACUCGACAUCAUGUUUGCAAAUGCUGGCAUAGUGGGCGUGCCCAAUACGUUCGAACACAUCUCGAGCACAGCAUUCAUGAACACACUGAGGGUUAAUACGGUGGGUGUGUUUCUGUGUUUCAAAUAUGCAGCCAUCGCGAUGCAGAAGACUGGUCCCGAGAAGGAAUAUCCGGGGGGUAGCAUCAUUGGCACGGCAUCGGUGGCUGGAAUUAGGUCGAAUGCUGGGGGUACGGAUUAUUCAGCCAGCAAAGCUGCAGUGGUGUCGAUGGCACAGACCAUGUCCUAUCAAUUAAGUGGGACAGGAGUGAGGGUCAAUGCUAUCUGCCCAGGCGUGAUUGAGACUGGGAUGACCAAACCCAUGUAUGAUGCGGCACGAAACCGAGGCACAGAGAAGAAGAUUGGCCAGCUGAAUCCACUGCAGAGAGGUGCGGUGGCCGACGAAGUUGCCAGGGUCGCCUUGUUCUUAGGGAGUGACGAGGCUAGCUACGUCAAUGGUCAGGCCUGGGCCGUAUGUGGUGGGUUGAGUGCCGGACAUCCCUUCGUCCCAGGCAAGUUAGGUUGA
Cladophialophora psammophila CBS 110553 is the source of this 945-nucleotide messenger RNA. RefSeq names its product 3-oxoacyl-[acyl-carrier protein] reductase. The record is from RefSeq and is a predicted model, not a curated record. NCBI's taxonomy places the organism in Eukaryota, Fungi, Ascomycota, Eurotiomycetes, Chaetothyriales, Herpotrichiellaceae. Gene Ontology annotation, molecular function: oxidoreductase activity. Bases 1 to 945 code for a protein of 314 amino acids. The transcript has 2 exons.